AUGCAUCAGCUAAAAUUUAUUGUUAUUUCACUUGUGCUUGUACCUGCUGUGCAUUUGGUAUAUGCAUCAUACAACGGUGAAAAAAAACAAGACAAUACAUAUGAAAAUCUUACAGAACAAGGAUCCUACGAUUUCAUUGUUGUUGGAUCGGGACCAGGUGGGGGCACUGUUGCCACGCGUUUAGCAUUACGAGGAUUCAAAGUUCUUCUUAUCGAAGCUGGAAAAGAUUAUGAUACAAGAAAUACAUCGAUUCCCGGUCUGUGGCCAAACAGUGUUAACGACGACGAAAUGCGUUGGGAUAUGAAGGCGUAUUUGUUUAAUAAUUCAGCACAACAGUCAACGGAACAAAUAUUAUAUCCUAGAGCUAGCCUCUUAGGAGGGUGUUCAAUGCAUAAUGUUAUGAUAGCAUUGUCAGCGCAUCCAUUAGAUUGGGAUAAAAUGGCAAAAUUACUUGAUGAUGAAUCAUGGAACUUUAAAAAUAUGCAAAAAUAUCGGCAUAUAGUUGAAAAUUGUGAAUAUUGUAGUAAGAAAAACAAAACAAAAUUUAGAGGCUGGCUUAAUAUAUCUGUACCACAAAUACCCAUCAAAAAAGAUGUGAAACUAAUUAGUUUGUUUGAUACAAUUACUGAACAAUUGGUCUAUAAUCCAGAUGUGAAUCAUAAUAAUACAUAUGAAAGCUGGUUUUUAGGUGCUGAUCUUAUUACUAAGGAAACAGCAACAAGAUCGAGUAUUUAUCAGCGAAUCAAAGAAGUACAAAAACUAAGACCCAAAAAUUUACAUGUAUGGACUAAUACAUUUGUUAUGAAAAUAAUCAUUGAAAAUAAACAGGCUCGCGGUGUUAAUUAUGUUAAAGGUUCCGAUCUGUAUAGUGCAAGUCCAAAGUCUACAAUUGAUCAACGCAAUCGUUCGUCUCAACGACAAUAUUCGAUUUAUGCAAAAUAUGAUGUAAUCAUUAGUGGUGGUGCGUUCAAUACACCACAAAUUUUACAACUAAGUGGUAUUGGUAAUAAAAAGUUAUUAAAAAAAUAUAACAUUAAAGUCAAAGAAAAUUUAGCAGGAGUUGGUAGAAACAUGCAGGAUCAUCAUGAAGUAACUUAUAUAUUAAAAAUGAAACAAAAUUGGACUUUGCUAAAGGGAUGCAUUUUUGGCGCGAAUAAUAGCGAUCCAUGUUUAGCAGAAUAUUAUAAAACAAGAAAAAAUGUUUAUGCAAACAACGGAAAUCUCCUUCUUGCAUCAAGAAGUCCCAGUAUGAAUCUAACAUCUGCCACACCAAAUUAUUUAACAGUAAAUAGUGCAGAAACGCAUAGUAAAAACAAUAUGGGCACAGUUGAAAUAAAAUCGAAAGACCCGUUUCAAACACCAUUAAUACAAUUUCAACUAUUUAAUGAACAAGAUGAUGAUCUUAGUCGAAUAGUACAAAAUCUUCGAUAUAUACGAAAGCUGUUAAAUCGUAAGCCCUUAUCCAAUUAUAUUGAAGAAGAAGUAUUACCGGGUUCAAAUGUAACAUCGACAGCAGAUCUUGAAGAACACAUACGAAAAAAUGUUUAUGGACAUCAUGCAUGCUGUUCGUCAAAGAUGGGUUUGUCUAGUGACAAAAUGGCUGUUGUAGACUCAAAAGGACGAGUGAGAAAUAUUAAAAAUCUUCGUAUUGUCGAUAACUCAAUAUUUCCGAUAGCACUGGGCUGGUUUCCAAUGUUGCCGAUAUAUAUGGCAUCAGAAAAAUUGGCCGAUGAUAUUGCUACACAUUAUGGCAAAUGA
This is a messenger RNA of Didymodactylos carnosus, 1758 nucleotides long. The record is from the annotation of a GenBank genome assembly. NCBI's taxonomy places the organism in Eukaryota, Metazoa, Rotifera, Eurotatoria, Philodinida, Philodinidae.